Molecule: messenger RNA, 723 nt
Organism: Neospora caninum
Lineage: Eukaryota; Apicomplexa; Conoidasida; Eucoccidiorida; Sarcocystidae
Exons: 6
Coding region: 1-723 (240 amino acids)
Source: RefSeq, a predicted model, not a curated record
AUGGCGGCCGAAUCCUUGACACUGCUGGAUCAUUCUCGCAGGCAGACAGCCGAAUAUUUUGAAGAAGUCGAACACCUAGAAGAAAAGCGUCAGACACUGGAAAAGGCGCUUGCGGAGGCAACGGCAGAAAAGCACCGGCUUCACCAACACACAACGACAGGAGAAAAGGGAUUGAUUGAAAUUGUGUCCGAAAAGCAAACUGCUUCGUUGCGUCUUCUUCUUCACCAAGCGGAGGUGAACAGUCUGAAAGCCAAGGUUGAGGAGAUCGGGCGGAUUCGAUCGGCAUUUAUUCUGUCCAGAAAAGAUGGCAGGGAGAAACAUAGGGAUGAGUGCUCCAAGCUGCUUCAAACAGUCCGAUCGUCUGACUUUCGCACAGUUGCGCAAACUGCCAGGCAGCAGGCGGAAAUCGUUACGAAGAAAAUUAGGCAAUCAGAAGAAGAUGUGAAGUCCGUUCGGGCUGAAAUGUGUGCACAGAGGUCCAAUAUUUCUAUCACCGAGACCGCUUUGCAACGUCAGAAGAGAGAGGUUGACAACUUCAAAUUAGAACAAAAAAAACUAGAGGCCAGUCUCAAGAUGGCAUCAUCAUUGUCUGCAGCCACAGCUUCCGAGCUGGACCAACUUCGGCAAUCCGAGCAGGAACUGCUUGGUAAACGAUCUGCUCUUUUACAGGAGACGGCGAGACUACGAGGCCAAACGUACCAGGGGGAAACCUGGAGGUUAUAA